Messenger RNA from Phytophthora sojae, 849 nucleotides. RefSeq lists its product as hypothetical. Gene Ontology annotation, cellular component: cytoplasm. NCBI's taxonomy places the organism in Eukaryota, Oomycota, Peronosporomycetes, Peronosporales, Peronosporaceae. Gene Ontology annotation, biological process: regulation of translational initiation. The transcript has 3 exons. The record is from RefSeq and is a predicted model, not a curated record. The coding region runs from base 1 to 849 and encodes 282 amino acids.
AUGUGCAGCGAGAGCGAGCGCGAGCAGAAUGCGGCACUGCAAGACGAGGAAAUCGAGGUGCUUCAGGCCAUCUUCGCGAACGAGUUCCAGUUGAGCGCCGACUUUGAUGAACCUCAUGGCGCGCGGUCGUUCACGAUCGACGUGCCUGGACCUCACUCCAGUGGCCAUCGUGCAAGAGACACCAUCUUCCACCGCUCGAACGGCCAAGUCUGCUUGUACGAGUGGAUCGCGGACGUGCGGGAGGUCUACGCCACCCGUCAGACGGAGGAGCCCGAGUCUGAAGCUGCCGAUUGCGGCGAUGCGGUACCUCUUCCAGAGCCGGUAAGCUCGGCUUGCUUUUCGUCCAACCCGCAAACUCUGCGGCCGCGCACUAAAACAGCUCAAGCGCUGCGCGACCGCGACCGCGAGGCCCGACUGUCCCCGUUGAUCUUUCACAGCGGCACCAUCCUAGACCGCAAGAGCGUCUUCCAGGGCCACGCGUGCCCCAUUUCCUGCGUGGCGGACAUGCGCUCCUUCCUGGCCGUGCUGCUGGACGAUCGGAAGAUCAGUCGCGCGUGCUACAACAUGCUGGCGUAUCGGCUCACGGGCGCCUUCACCAUCAAGGACACCGACGAAGACGAGGAGGACGGCGCCGGCAGCAAGAUGCUGCACCUCAUGGAGCUGAUCAAGGCCGAGAACGUGGCCGUGGUGGUCACGCGCUGGUGCGGCGGCAUCCACCUCGGGCCGGACCGCUUCAAGCACAUCAAAGUUUGCGCGCGUGAGGCGCUGGAGGGCGGCGGCUUCAUCGACGUCUCGGCGCUGCCCCAGAGCAGAAAGAAGACGAGGAACCGCAAGCAGGGACCGAUCUGA